Trametes versicolor FP-101664 SS1 is the source of this 564-nucleotide messenger RNA. RefSeq lists its product as uncharacterized. The annotation marks the transcript as partial. Lineage: Eukaryota; Fungi; Basidiomycota; Agaricomycetes; Polyporales; Polyporaceae. The transcript is spliced from 4 exons. The record is from RefSeq and is a predicted model, not a curated record.
CCGACCUAUUCGAGCAUGACCUAUCCGGCGCACGAGGUGACAUAUCGGUUUGCGCAGGCCGGUCCAUUCGGGAUGACGCUGGAGACGGAAGGGAAGAACCUCGCGGGGAGCUUGGGAUUGUGGCGAUAUCACAUCGGAGUGGGUAUGAACGUGUGGACGUUGCGGUCGUGGGUGACGACUGUGCGCCGGGGAGGAGAAGAUGGGCUGGUGGUCGCCGAGAUCGAAUCGGGGUCGGCGACAGUGGGUGCAACAAUCACGAUGGGGGAUACCAGCAGGAAAUCAAGAGAUGUAUUGUCGAGAACGCUAGGCGCGAAGAUGUACUACAUUGGCGACGGCACCGCAAUCCGGUGGAAUCUGGGAGAGACAAGAUGGGAGGCGUUCUUCGACUCUGUGGAGCUCGCGACGUUUGACUUGAGCCAUCCCCGAAGGCUGGUCAUGCAGCCGCUCGCGCACCGGUUCUUCGACCAUCUCGUGGUGGCGGUACUACUUUUGAUGCGGGAGAAGGAGGACGCAGCGUGCGCGCGAGCAGAUGCUGGGACGGUGCCUCUCUCGCCUCUAGGCUAA